Brassica rapa (field mustard) is the source of this 2285-nucleotide messenger RNA. RefSeq names its product UDP-glycosyltransferase 89A2. The record is from RefSeq and is a predicted model, not a curated record. NCBI's taxonomy places the organism in Eukaryota, Viridiplantae, Streptophyta, Magnoliopsida, Brassicales, Brassicaceae. Gene Ontology annotation, molecular function: UDP-glucosyltransferase activity.
UCCUGAGAUUUAUAUGUUCCCAUGUAUGGUCUAUACCCUUUUGUUGACUUAAUUGAAUGUUAGAUGGCCAGAGUGCACUAAAAGGGGAACCACGAUCGGAAAUGUAAACUUACUUUGAGAUGCUUCCAUCGCGUCCAGAAAAAAAUUGUAUGAGACUCUCAUACAAUUACUCUAACAUAUCAAAUGAAAGGCAAACUAAAGAAGCAAUCUUAUACGAUGAACCUGAGGUUAUAAACUAAUGAGAAAAAAUACUUUAAAAUAUUUUUGCCGUUUCUUUAAUAUGCAGCAAAUGGGCAUUUGGUCUAGUGGUAUGAUUCUCGCUUAGGGUGCGAGAGGUCCCGAGUUCAAUUCUCGGAAUGCCCCAAUAUUUUGUUCUGUUUUUGGCAGAUUUACAAAAAAAUGCUUCAAACAUACCAAUGGCUUUUAGAACUCUGAUUUGUCUGCUCCGUCUUUAUAAUAUUCACCAACCAGUAUAUGCAUCAUAAUAAGCCAAAUGAAGCCAGCCAAAGAAAAAGACAAAAGAGAGAGUAUAGAGUUUCUACAAAAAGUUGCUUUGAAGUUACGUUACAUCGGUAAAAUUGUCGUUUAUGGUGCAAAUAAGUGUCGGUUACAAUUCAUGGAAUCUUCAACGCAGGGCAUCAUUAUUUAGACCAUACAAUGUUGAAAAGCUAAAGUAGACAAACACUACACAAAGACUUUUUGUAAUCUCCGCCAAAAUGACCGGAGUAAUAAUGGUGCCGCCGGAGACAAGACCGCACAUCAUGGUGUUCCCUUUCCCAGCACAAGGCCACUUACUUCCUUUACUAGACUUAACUCACCAACUCUGCCUUCGUGGAGUCAACGUCUCCGUCAUCAUCACUCCCCAAAACCUCCAACACCUCUCUCCUCUCCUCUCCGCUCAUCCCUCCUCCGUAACCUCCGUCGUCUUCCCUUUCCCUCCCCACCCUUCUCUCCCUCCCGGCGUUGAGAACGUUAAAGACCUCGGAAACUCCGGUAGCCUCCCGAUCAUGGCCUCUCUUCGCCAGCUUCGCGACCCUAUCACCCUCUGGUUCCGUUCUCACCAAACUCCUCCCGUUGCUCUCGUCUCCGACUUCUUCCUUGGAUGGACGCACGAUCUCUGCCACCAGAUCGGUAUCCCUCGCUUCGCCUUCUUCUCCUCCGGCCCUUUCUUGGCUUCCGUUCUCCAGUUCUGUUUUGACAAUAUCAAAUCAAGAACGAAGGAUCCGGUUCGUUUCUCGGAUCUUCCCGGGGCUCCGGUGUUCGAGGAGGAGCAUCUCCCGUCGGUGUUCCGACGCUCGCUUCAAUCACCGUCGCGGGAUCUUGAAACGGUCAAAGCUGAAAGCUCCAUGAAUUUUUUGAGCUACGGUUGCGUUUUCAACACGGCAGAGUGUUUGGAAGCAGAGUAUGUGGAGUACGUGAAACAGAGAGUUGGUCACGACCGGGUUUUUGGAGUUGGCCCGCUUUGUUUACUCGGGUUAGACCCGGUUGGUACGCUUAAAACCAGUUCUUGUCCGUUGCUGAGUUGGCUUGACGGUGGUCCGGAACGGUCAGUGCUGUACAUAUGUUUUGGAAGUCAAAAGGCGUUGACCAAGGAGCAGUGUGAUGCUCUGGCGCUUGGGCUAGAGAAAAGCUUGACCCGGUUCGUAUGGGUGGUUAAGAAAGAUCCAGUACCCGAAGGUUUUGAGGAGCGGGUGGCUGGUCGGGGAAUGGUGGUUAGAGGGUGGGCUCCGCAGCUUGAGGUGUUGCGACACGUGGCGGUUGGAGGGUUUUUGAGCCACUGUGGAUGGAACUCUGUGCUUGAAGGGCUAACGAGUGGAACCUUGAUAUUGGGGUGGCCAAUGGAGGCUGACCAGUUUGUGAACGCGAGGUUGCUGGUGGAGGAUUUGGAUGUGGCGGUUCGGGUUUGUGAAGGGGAUGGAACAGUGCCUGAACCGGAUGAACUUGGCCGGGUUAUAGGUGAAACAAUGGGUGAGAGUGGACUUGAGGUUAGAGCUAGAGCGGAGGAGAUGCGCAGGAAGCUAGUAGGAUCAGUGACAAAAGGCAGCUCUUUUGCUGAUUUAGAAAGACUGGUCAGAGAAGUUGCUCUUAUUUAAGAUUCAAUGCAGAGAGAAAAUAAAUAAAUUUUUAUUGGCAAGAACCAAAUGAUCAAAAUAUUCAAAAGAAGAAAAUGAAGUUAAUGAUCAUUUACCCAAGAAAAGAAGAAUGAUUUGUCUAUUCAUAUAUGUUCCAUUAUAUUUCGGAUCAUAGUUUCUGUUAUACAUUUUGCAGACAUUACUGUCACGUAC